This is a messenger RNA of Aspergillus homomorphus CBS 101889, 1008 nucleotides long. RefSeq lists its product as uncharacterized. The transcript has 6 exons. The record is from RefSeq and is a predicted model, not a curated record. Bases 1 to 1008 code for a protein of 335 amino acids. Lineage: Eukaryota; Fungi; Ascomycota; Eurotiomycetes; Eurotiales; Aspergillaceae.
AUGAUCAUAUUACGGGCCACGUUUGAGGCCUCUGGCCAUAGCGAGUCGCUUCAGCUUAUCAAAAAGAAACAGCAAGUGUUUCCUCAAUAUGGGGAGUUCAGUGCCGGCUCUAAGCCAUUGAUCUUGGGAUCCAAACGAUACGCCUUUCCCUUCCGUGUCUCGUUCCCUCAUGAUCCUGAAUCCUUCGGAGGGCACUCAAAUAGAUCUUGGGAGAGCAAGUCCCAGACAGAAUCACCUGCCACCAGCAGACUGGGACAACUUCCACCCUCGACUGGGAAUUCAUCCAGCAGCACUGAGAUAGUUUAUACGCUCAACGCAGGCGUUGUAGUGGGCAAUGUGUUUAAACAGUCAAUCCAGCAGUCUCGCCGAGUCUUCUUCUACCCGACAAUCAGUCCCCAGCCACCUCCACCAUCCAUGGCCUUCCGCCGUGCAGUGGUCUUUCCCUGCAAUGGCGCAUCAAGCCCAGCUACCGCCUACCAGGUUACGAUCGAGCUGAGUCAAGGAUCACAACUGAGCCUAGGCCAAAGCCUUCUGAUCAGUAUACAGGUCACCUGGGCCGGUCCCGCAGACCACGACCUUCUUCUCAACGAUUACCAAGCAAUGCUGAUCCAAGGAACCGUCACACGAGUGAGGGAUCUGACCCAAAUGCAGCGCAUCUCUCGGAUUCUCCGAACCCUGAGUAAUCUGCAUCAGAGGAUAUUCCUCGCCGAUACACCGGCUGGGAGCACAGUGCAUGUGUCAGACAAUUUAUGGGGUGGUCAAUCUUUGUCGGGAAAUCUCGUUUCGAGCUUCGAGACCUCUCGAAUCCACCGCCGUUAUAAGCUUGAGGUACGAUUGGGCUCCAAUAGUGGUCCGGAGAAGGUACACACACGCAUUCUUGAAGUCCAAUACCCUGUUUCUAUCGUGGCGAUAGCCUCCGCGCCGCUUCCGCUCACCAGUCCGCCGGUCCGAGAAAGGCGGGAGGAGUCCUUGCGCGAGGGUGUGCAUUGGAAGAAUAUGAAGCAAUAA